CAUGGCCCCCAGGGUGCUGCUGUGCGCGGUGCUGGGGCUGCUGCUGGCGCCGCCCGCCCCCGCGGCCGCUGCCCCGCCGCCCUUCAGCGCCUUCCACGCCGAGACGCGCGACUGGACCUUCAACCACCUGGCGGUGCACCGCGGGACGGGCGCCGUGUACGUGGGCGCCGUGAACCGCGUCUACAAGCUGGCCGGCAACCUGACGCUGCAGGUGGCGCACAAGACGGGCCCCGAGGAGGACAGCAAGGCCUGCUACCCGCCGCUCAUCGUGCAGCCCUGCGCCGAGGCGCUCACGCUCACGGACAACGUGAACAAGCUGCUCCUUAUCGACUACCCCGAGGAGCGGCUGCUGGCCUGCGGGAGCCUCUUCCAGGGCGUGUGCAAGCUGCUGCGCCUGGCCGACCUCUUCACGCUGGGCGAGCCCACGCACAAGAAGGAGCACUACCUGUCCAGCGUCAACCGCACGGGCACCAUGGUGGGCGUCAUCGUGCGCGCGCGCGGCCGCGACGGCACGCUCUUCAUCGGCACGGCCGUGGACGGCAAGCAGGACUACUUCCCCACGCUGUCCAGCCGCAAGCUGCCGCGCGACCCCGAGGCCGCCACCAUGCUGGACUACGAGCUGCACAGCGACUUCGUGUCCUCGCUCAUCAAGAUCCCCUCCGACACGCUGGCGCUCGUGGCGCACUUCGACAUCUUCUACAUCUACGGCUUCGCCAGCGGCGGCUUCGUCUACUUCCUGACGGUGCAGCCCGAGACCCCCGAGGGCGGGGCGCUGGCCGCCGGCGACCUCUUCUACACCUCGCGCAUCGUGCGCCUGUGCCAGGAGGACCCCAAGUUCCACUCGUACGUCUCGCUGCCCUUCGGCUGCACGCGGGCCGGCGUGGAGUACCGCCUGCUGCAGGCCGCCUACCUGGCCAAGCCGGGCGCCGCGCUGGCCCAGGCCUUCAACGUCAGCGGCCGCGAGGACGUGCUCUUCGCCGUCUUCUCCAAGGGCCAGAAGCAGUACCACCAGCCGCCCGACGACUCCGCCCUCUGCGCCUUCCCGCUGCGCGCCGUCAACCAGCGCAUCACCGAGCGGCUGCGCUCCUGCUACCAGGGCGAGGGCCACCUGGAGCUCAGCUGGCUGCUGGGCAAGGACGUGCAGUGCACCAAGGCGCCGGUGCCCAUCGAUGACGACUUCUGUGGCUUGGACAUCAACCAGCCCCUGGGGGGCUCCACGCCCGUGGAGGGGCUGCCACUCUACACCACCAGCCAUGACCGCCUCACCUCCGUGGCCGCCUACGUGUACAACGGCCACAGCGUGGUCUUCGUGGGCACCAAGAGCGGCAAGCUGAAGAAGAUCCGGGCAGAUGGCCCCCCGCAUGGAGGUGUCCAGUAUGAAACGGUAUCCGUGCUCAAGGACCACAGCCCGAUCCUGCGAGACAUGGCUUUCUCCACAGACCAGCGCUACCUGUAUGUCAUGUCUGAGCGGCAGGUCACGCGGGUGCCCGUGGAGGCCUGUGAGCAGUACACCACGUGUGAGGAGUGUCUGAGUGCGGGGGACCCCCACUGCGGCUGGUGUGCCCUGCACAGCGUGUGCUCCCGCAGGGACCGCUGCCCGCGUGCCUGGGAGCCCAACCGCUUCGCAGCCAGCCUCAGCCAGUGCGUGCGACUCCAGGUGGAGCCCGGCAGCAUCUCCGUGUCCGAGCAGCGCCGGCAGCUCACGCUGGUGGUCAGCGACGCCCCCAGCCUCUCCGCGGGGGUCACCUGUGCCUUCGGGAAUCUGACGGAGGUGGAGGGGCAGGUGGACGGGAGCCGGGUGCUGUGCCUCUCCCCCGGGCCCCGGGACGUGCCCGUCGUCCCUGUGGAUCAAGAUUGGUUUGGAGUGGAGCUGCAGCUGAAGUCCAAGGAGACCGGCAGGAUCUUUGUCAGCACUGAGUUCAAGUUCUACAACUGCAGCGCCCACCAACUGUGCCUGUCGUGUGUCACCAGCGCCUUCCGCUGCCACUGGUGCAAGUACCGCCACCUGUGCACGCACGACCCCUCCCGCUGCUCCUUCCAGGAGGGCCGGAUCCGCGCUGCAGAGGACUGUCCCCAGCUGGUGCCCACGACCGAGAUCCUGAUCCCCGUGGGCGAGGUGGAGCCCAUCACGCUCCGGGCCCGGAACCUCCCGCAGCCCCAGUCCGGGCAGCGCGGCUACGAGUGCGAGCUCCGCAUCCAGGGCACGGCCCACCGCGUGCCCGCGCUGCGUUUCAACAGCUCCAGCGUGCAGUGCCAGAACAGCUCGUACCGGUACGAGGGCAUGGAGCUGAGCAGCCUGGCCGCAGACCUCAGCGUGGUGUGGAACGGGAACUUCGUCAUUGACAACCCGCAGGGCCUGAAGGUGCACCUGUACAAGUGCGCGGCCCAGAGGGACAGCUGCGGGCUCUGCCUCAAGGCUGAGCACAAGUUCGGGUGCGGCUGGUGCCGGGGGGAGCGCAGGUGCACCCUCCCCCAGCACUGCACCGGUCCCGCCGGGCCCUGGCUCCACUGGGCCAGCCUCCGUGUCAAGUGCUCCAACCCGCAGAUCACCGAGAUGCUGACAGUGUCGGGCCCCCCUGAAGGAGGAACGCGGGUGACCAUCCGCGGCGUCAACCUGGGCCUGGACUUCUCGGACAUCGCCCAGCACGUGCAGGUGGCCGGGGUGCCGUGCACGCCGCUGCCGGCCGACUACGUGGUCGCUGAGCAGAUCGUGUGUGAGAUGGGACCCGCACCCAGGGCCGCCGUGGCCGGGCCGGCCCGUCUGUGUGUGGGCGAGUGCAGGCCGGAGUUCGUGGCCCAGAGCCAGCAGGAGUUCACCUUCGUGCACCCAUCCGUGCAUUCGCUCAGCCCCAUCCGAGGCCCCGAAUCGGGGGGCACCAUGGUCACUCUCGCCGGACAGCACCUGGGCGCUGGGAGCCGUGUGACUGUGCACCUGGGCAACCAGACCUGCGAGUUCUAUGGGCGGUCCAUGAGCGAGAUCGUGUGUGUGUCCCCACCCUCGGCCACUGGCCUGGGCCCAGUCCCCGUGUGGGUGAGCGUGGACCGGGCUCACGUGGACGGCGACCUGCAGUUCGAGUACAUCGACGACCCCCGCGUGCAGCGCGUGGAGCCCGCCUGGAGCAUCGCCAGCGGCCACACGCCCCUGACCAUCACCGGCUUCAACCUGGACGUCAUUCAGGAGCCCAGAGUCCGAAUCAAGUUCAACGGCAAAGAGUCUGUGAACGUGUGUCGGACCGUGAAUGCCACCACGCUCACCUGCCUGGCCCCGCCCCUCGCCACCGAUCACCGGCCCAGCCUGGACGCGGUGGGGCGACCCGAGGAAUUCGGUUUCAUCUUCAACAACGUUCGGUCCCUGCUCUUGUACAACGACACCAAGUUCAUCUACUACCCCAACCCCACCUUCGAGCUGCUCAGUCCCACGGGGGUCCUGGACCAGAAGCCCGGCUCCCCCAUCAUUCUGAAGGGCAAGAACCUCUGCCCACCCACCUCAGGGGGCACCAAGCUCAACUACACGGUGCUGGUGGGGGACACGCCGUGCGCCGUCACUGUGUCCGAGACGCAGCUGCUGUGUGAGCCCCCGAACCUCACGGGGCAGCACAAGGUCCUGGUGCUGGUGGGCGGCAUGGUGUUCUCUCCCGGCUCGGUGAGCGUGGCGGCCGACGGCCUGCUCACCCUGCCCGCCAUCGUCAGCAUCGCCGCGGGCGGCACCCUGCUGCUGGUCCUGGUCGUCCUGGUCCUGGUGGCCUACAAGCGCAAGUCCCGCGAGAACGACCUCACGCUCAAGCGGCUGCAGAUGCAGAUGGACAGCCUGGAGUCCCGCGUGGCACUGGAGUGCAAGGAGGCCUUUGCAGAGCUGCAGACGGACAUCAACGAGCUGACCAGCGACCUGGACCGUGCGGGCAUCCCCUACCUGGACUACCGCACCUACGCCAUGCGCGUGCUCUUCCCAGGCAUCGAGGAUCACCCGGUCCUGCGGGAGCUGGAGGUGCAGGGCCACGGGCAGCAGCAGGUGGAACGGGCGCUGAAGCUCUUCGCGCAGCUGCUGCACAACAAGGUCUUCCUGCUGACCUUCAUCCGCACGCUGGAGGCGCAGCGCGGCUUCUCCAUGCGCGACCGCGGCACGGUGGCCUCCCUCAUCAUGACGGCGCUGCAGGCCCGCCUCGAGUACGCCACCGACGUGCUCAAGCAGCUGCUCUGUGACCUCAUCGACCGGAACCUGGAGAACCGCAACCACCCCAAGCUGCUGCUGCGGAGGACGGAGUCUGUGGCCGAGAAGAUGCUCACCAACUGGUUCGCUUUCCUGCUGCACAAGUUCCUGAAGGAGUGUGCGGGGGAGCCGCUCUUCAUGCUCUACUGCGCCAUCAAGCAGCAGAUGGAGAAGGGGCCCAUCGACGCGGUGACGGGCGAGGCCCGCUACUCGCUGAGCGAGGACAAGCUCAUCCGGCAGCAGAUCGACUACAAGACGCUGAUCCUGAACUGCGUGAACCCCGACAACGAGAACAGCCCGGAGAUCCCCGUGAAGGUCCUCAACUGCGACACCAUCACGCAGGUCAAGGAGAAGAUCCUGGACGCUGUGUACAAGAACGUGCCCUACUCCCAGCGGCCGCGGGCCGCCGACAUGGAUCUCGAGUGGCGCCAGGGCCGCAUCGCCCGGGUCGUGCUGCAGGACGAGGACAUCACCACCAAGAUCGAGGGGGACUGGAAGCGGCUCAACACCCUGGUGCACUACCAGGUGGCCGACCGGUCCAUGGUGGCACUGGUGCCCAAGCAGACCUCCUCCUACAACAUCCCCGCCUCCGCCAGCAUCUCCCGCUCGUCCAUCAGCAGAUACGACUCCUCCUUCAGGUACACGGGCAGCCCCGACAGCCUUCGGUCGCGCACGCCCAUGAUCACGCCGGACCUGGAGAGCGGCGCCAAGGUGUGGCACCUGGUCCGCAACCACGAGCACGGCGAACAGAAGGAGGGCGAGCGCGGCAGCAAGAUGGUGUCCGAGGUCUACCUCACCCGCCUGCUGGCCACCAAGGGCACGCUGCAGAAGUUUGUGGAUGACCUCCUGGAGACCCUGUUCAGCACCGUCCACCGUGGGAGUGCGCUGCCCCUGGCCAUCAAGUACAUGUUCGACUUCCUGGACGAGCAGGCGGACAGACACGGCAUCCACGACACGGACGUGCGCCACACGUGGAAGAGCAACUGCCUGCCCCUGCGCUUCUGGGUGAACGUCAUCAAGAACCCGCAGUUCGUGUUUGACAUCCACAAGGGCAGCAUCACGGACGCCUGCCUGUCGGUGGUGGCGCAGACCUUCAUGGACUCCUGCUCCACGUCCGAGCACCGGCUGGGCAAGGACUCGCCCUCCAACAAGCUGCUCUACGCCAAGGACAUCCCCAGCUACAAGAGCUGGGUGGAGAGAUACUACGCGGACAUCACCAAGCUGCCGGCCAUCAGCGACCAGGACAUGAACGCGUACCUGGCCGAGCAGUCCCGCCUGCACGCCACCGACUUCAGCUUGCUGAGUGCUCUCAGCGAGAUGUACACCUACGUGAGCAAGUACAGCGAGGAGCUCAUCGGGGCCCUGGAGCAGGACGAGCAGGCCCGGCGCCAGCGUCUGGCCUUGAAGGUGCAGCAGCUGAUCGGCGCCAUGUCCUUCGAGAGCUGACGCGGCCGGUCCUGCGGGAGGAGGAGCCCACGGCAGGGGGUCCCUGCGCCUGGGAGGACGAGGACGGCCCGCGGGGAGCCUGAGGACCCGCACACCACCGUUCCUGCCCGGCAGCGGACGCCCACGGAGGGCCGGGCAGCAGCAGGGGAGCAGAGGAGACGCUGCGCGGCCACGCGCGAGGCCGCUUUGCAUGACGACUCACUGAUGUAUCUAGGGAAACGAGAACUCUAGUUUUUUUAAGAAAAAGGAAAAACCAGAAAUAAAGCGACAGAAAGAGCCUCCCUGGCCCCCGGUCCGG
Sorex fumeus (smoky shrew) is the source of this 5951-nucleotide messenger RNA. RefSeq names its product plexin A2 (gene PLXNA2). The record is from RefSeq and is a predicted model, not a curated record. Gene Ontology annotation, biological process: regulation of cell migration; regulation of GTPase activity; negative regulation of cell adhesion. The coding region runs from base 2 to 5653 and encodes 1883 amino acids. Gene Ontology annotation, cellular component: semaphorin receptor complex. The transcript is spliced from 31 exons. NCBI's taxonomy places the organism in Eukaryota, Metazoa, Chordata, Mammalia, Eulipotyphla, Soricidae. Gene Ontology annotation, molecular function: semaphorin receptor activity; protein binding.